Lecanosticta acicola is the source of this 612-nucleotide messenger RNA. The record is from the annotation of a GenBank genome assembly. NCBI's taxonomy places the organism in Eukaryota, Fungi, Ascomycota, Dothideomycetes, Mycosphaerellales, Mycosphaerellaceae.
AUGGCCUCCCUACUGAGUCUUCCCCCCGAGAUACAACGACAGAUCUUCGGAUAUCUCCUCGUUCCCGGCUGCAUCGAGUUCGGCAAAGCCAACCAGAAGUGCAAUGCGAUCAUAACAUACACGAUCUGGGAUCAGAUGGAGCCAGCAGAAGGACCGCAAAGAUGGCGCCUGCUCGACUUUAGCUCUCGCUACGCAUGGUAUCGCAGAUUGAGCGCCUUGUUGACCAAAUUCGGAGCGAAUUCGCAGUAUCUCCAGUGGCAACUGCAGCGGCGAGUAAGAGCAGGGACAGGUCCUCACACUCCGAUCAUCUACGACUUACGAGGAGUCCCAUUCCGCUCCCGUGCAAUCUCCAUUGCACGUGAUCAAGCCACAUGUCCCUGCGGCCACUGCGAACAGCGUGAGGCAUACGGCCUCACCAAUACAUGGCCUCGCGAAUCUUACAUACAAGGUGGCUGGAGGAGAGCAGUACGGAUCGAUGACUUCCUUGCACCUCUGCUGGUCUGCCGGCAGCUCUAUCGCGCACAUCGGUCGAUGAUAUUCUCGGAAAACAUCUUCUCAUUUCAGGACCCAUGUGAUCUGGCGGAAUUCUUGCUCCGGCUGCGUCCGUGGUGA